UGCAUGCACCUCUCUAAUUCAGUGUCAGUAGGAGUUCAGUACCUGUCACCCGCACUGCCCCAUGUAGAGGGGCACUUUAGGAUAUGGCAGAAAGAAAACCUACAGGUGUACUUGCUCUUCACAUUGUUUGCCUCUUGUGUGGUUCUAGCCUUUCCUGGCCCACAACAAAAAUAUUAGACUAUGAUGUGGACGGUGGACGAGACCUUGACAUUAUUGACAUCAACGAAGAAGCAGGGUUGAAUCUUGUAGAGGGAGACAUUGUGCUUGAUGAGAGACAAACUAGAAAUUCCAUUAUAGGGGAUGAGUACAGGUGGCCAAAGACUAUUCCUUACUACAUGGAAGAUGACUUAGAGAUCAAUGCAAAAGGUGUGAUUCUGAAGGCCUUUGAGCAGUACCGGCUCAAGACCUGCAUCGACUUCAAGCCUUGGACUGGAGAAGCAAACUACAUUUCCAUCUUUAAAGGGGGCGGCUGUUUCUCCUCUGUGGGAAACCGACGAGUUGGGAAGCAGAGAUUAUCAAUAGGGAGCAACUGUGACCGCAUUGCCACCAUCGAACAUGAGUUUCUUCAUGCUCUGGGUUUCUGGCAUGAGCAGUCCAGGGCAGACCGUGAUGAUUAUGUCAGAAUCAUGUGGGACCGCAUCUCAGAGGGUAAAGAGCACAACUUUAACACCUAUGAUGACACCACCUCCAGCUCUUUGGGAGUACCGUACGACUACGGUUCCAUGAUGCACUACAGUAAAAAUGCCUUCCGCAACGGCACUGAGCCCACCAUCGUCACCAAGAUCCCAGCUUUCAGUGACGUCAUUGGCCAGCGUAUGGAGUUCAGUGACAGUGACCUGCUCAAGCUGCACCGCCUGUAUAACUGCACCCAGGGCGCUACGUUCCUGGACUCGUGUGACUUUGAACGUGAGAACAUCUGUGGUAUGAUCCAGGGACAAGGGGAUAGGGCAGACUGGCUUAGGGUCUCUAAAGCUGCAGGACGGCCCGACACUGACUACUCCAACAUGGGCAAAUGCACAGGCUCAGGGUAUUUCAUGCACUUCGGCACUGGCACAGCCAACACUGGGGAUAUGGCUCUGCUGGAAAGCAGGCUCCUUUACCCCAAAAGAGGAUACCAGUGUCUGCAGUUCUUCUACUACAACAGUGCCGGCCCCAGCGACACACUGAAGAUCUAUGUCCGGGAGUAUGACAAAGCUAACCCUAAUGGAAAACUGCGCUUUAUAAAGACCAUAGAUGGGCCCCCUCAGGAGCUGUGGCAACUGCACCAUGUGAGUCUAGACGUCAAAACAAAGUUCCGCGUCGUCUUUCAAGGGACCAAAGAAGGUUCUGGGCCCUCAACAGGGGGACUGUCUCUUGAUGACAUCAACCUUUCUGAGACAACCUGCCCAGAGUUUAUAUGGCGUGUGAAAAACUUCAGUCAUGUUAUGGACAACACCCCAAUGAACACAUCUAUCUUCAGUCCCCCAUUCACCUCUAAGGAGGGUUAUACCUUCCAAAUGGAGCUGUAUCCCAGUGGUAAGGCGGGCUACCCAGGUGAGCUGUCAGCCUAUGCACAUCUGGUGGCUCGUGAAGGGGACACUGGACAGAAAUGGCCAUGCCCCUGGAAACAGAUAACCAUGAUGCUGAUGGACCAGCAUCCACACAUCCAAAAGCGUAUGUCUAACCAGCGCAGUGUCACCACUGACCCCAACAUGAAGGCAUCAACAGGCUCUGACCAGUUUUUCUGGGACGACCCUCGCAAGGUAGGCGUUGAGGUCACACACACAGAUGGGUCCAAGUAUUUCCGAGGGCCAGGCGCCGGCACUGCCGUGUAUCUCACGCACCUCAGAGCCAAGAGCAGGGACUUUAUAAAGGGAGGAGACGCCAUCUUUCUUCUCACCAUGGAGGAUGUAUCUCAUCUGACAGUGACCCAGCCUCUACCUUCCCCAACCCCAUCAAGCCCCCCACAGACUGGCACCACUGCACCCUCUGAUGUCUGUCUCAACGUCCAGUGUCAGAAUGAUGGAGUCUGCGUGUUGGAUGAAGGGAGAGCUGCUUGCAGGUGUGUGGUGGGCGAUGACUGGUGGUACUAUGGGAACAGCUGUCAGUACAAGGGCUCCACCAAUGAUAAAACUACCCUUGCACUCGCCUCUUCUCUGUCUGUGCUGGGAGUAAUGCUGGUGAUAACAGCAGUCAGCAUCGUCUGCGUGAAGAAGAAGUAUAAGAAGCGAGGAAACGACAACAGCGUCGUCAUGGCAAACAUGAAUGCCAGUUGAAUGUUUAUACCAAAUGUCUUGUAGUCAGGAUUUUAUAGAUUUAUGGCUUUCAACUAUAGUGCUCAAAGGUAAACUGUAGAUCAUAACACUAUAUGAGAUUGCCCCCUUCUGGUCAUUCAAUGUAAAAACAGUAGAGGAAAUAGAAUAUUGGGAAUAAAUUGUUUUUCAAUUCUGAAAUCUCA
Molecule: messenger RNA, 2437 nt
Organism: Dicentrarchus labrax (European seabass)
Lineage: Eukaryota; Metazoa; Chordata; Actinopteri; Moronidae
Gene: mep1bb
Product: meprin A subunit beta b
Exons: 14
Coding region: 84-2255 (723 amino acids)
Biological process (GO): proteolysis
Cellular component (GO): membrane
Molecular function (GO): protein binding; metalloendopeptidase activity; zinc ion binding
Source: RefSeq, a predicted model, not a curated record